AUGGCCACUGCACACAUGCAAUUGACCUACCCAGCGCCCUUCAAUGCUUCAAACAAUCAGCAUCGUACUACACCUGCCGAUCCUUAUCUUCAAUAUCCAUAUAAUUGUUGUGGACCAUCUCACGCCUGGACCUAUCCGUGUCGCGGCUAUCAAAAUCUGCUCGGAACACCGCAAGGCGCCCCAACCGCAACUUGGGCCAGCGGAAGUAAGCAGAGCUGGAACAUCAGCGGCAUCGGAAAUCACUUUGGCGGGUCUUGUCAAGUGGGAUUUUCAACCGAUCAUGGUGAGACCUUUCACGUCGUCACAUCUUACGAGGGCAAUUGUCCUCAUCGCAACAAUGGGGACGGACCAGAGGGUCAAGACUUCGCCUUCACCGUUCCUGCAGACCUCCCGGCUGGCGUGCAGAUCUUCGCCUGGAUCUGGUACAAUCGUGAGCAAGAGUUCAACAUGAAUUGUGCGGCCGUCCAAAUUACUGCAGCACAGGCCAACGGUCCGCCAUCUUCACUCGCAGGCACCUCAAGCACGAAAGGCAAUAACGCGACACCGACUGCGUACUCGGCAGCGACAAGCUCUCCCACUGAGCCAGAACAACCCGUCUUAGCGUACCAGACAGCGAACAAAUGCUCUUGUCAAUGUCUCUUGCCGAUUGAUAUUGAAACGUGCGUCUGCCAGUGCCCGUCACAGGAUACCAGCAAGAAUGCGAGCAAUCAUGCUCGCCAUCUUGCUCAUCAUCUCCACGGUCGCUCAACUUUGACAGCCAUGUCAUUCCACGAACGUCCGCUGAUGCUCGUGGCUGAUGUCGGCAAUGGUUGUCUCACGCCGCGCACAGCAGCCGAAGUGAAGUUCCCGGACCCCGGACCGGACGUCGUGGCGGGUGACGGCAUUUAUCCAUUGCAAUAUCCCACUGGCGACUGUAGCCCGAAGAAGAAGCGAAAUAUGCGUAAUUGA
Molecule: messenger RNA, 948 nt
Organism: Dissoconium aciculare CBS 342.82
Lineage: Eukaryota; Fungi; Ascomycota; Dothideomycetes; Mycosphaerellales; Dissoconiaceae
Product: lytic polysaccharide monooxygenase
Exons: 2
Coding region: 1-948 (315 amino acids)
Source: RefSeq, a predicted model, not a curated record